CAUGACUUGGUGAUAAAAGUAGUUUAACUACCUAGGUAGUGUCAUGCCGGAUUACUUAGGCAAUAUGCUGCACAGGGUCUGAGCGUGCUGAGAUAAGUCAAAGCUUUCCAUUCAAGCUAACCUCACGAGCGUACGCAUACGAUCACGCUUAAAGAGAGCUUCGACGCAGGCGGUUGUGGAUAGUGCACAGUUUAUAGAGAAGUAAUGGCAUGCUAUUCCAGCAUUCCUUACCUUUGAAAGUGAUACUGUGAGCGGAGUGCUCACUCAUUCGGAACAGCCCAAAUCAGCCGCUUAGCAAGCAGCUUUUAAUUUUUGCAUAGUUACGACGACAACCUAAGGUAGGCCCUAGCAACGCAAGCCAGCAUGAGAGUCUUGCUCCCUCGCCUGCCUGAAGAACUGGCCGUGACUAUCUCACGCCAAUGGCCAUGGAGAGAGCUCCAAAUCCGACAACUCGCGUGCCUGUUAAGUCCCGAUCUUCCAUCUCCGCCAGCCAUCAUAGUCCACGGUCCCCGGGGUUCGGGGAAGUCAAGCAUCCUAAACGCAUUGCUAACUGCGUAUAACGAACUUCCGCCAGUGGGUACGCGAUCUAGUAGUGACAGCGAAGAGUUAGAUGUUAAUGGAGAUGGAGAUGGAAGCCGCUGCGCUAUACUACCUUACGCCGUCGUGAAGUGCGCGGAGUGUAUAACCGUGCGACAUCUACUGGGCAGAAUUGUGGCAGUUGUUAUAUCAGGCGCAUGUGCGUCAGCUUCGUUCCCGGACGAGGAUGCGCGGCGGCGUUUUACGGAAGGUAUCCGCGCCAGAGCUAGGUGUGACCAUAUCAGUUCGCUGCCGGGCGUGCUCAGGGACGUUUUGGAUAGCGCUGGGUGUGAAAAAUUCGUCCUAGUUAUGGAUGGUGUGGAUGGUUUAAGGGAAGGGGGCCAGAUGCUCUUUGCUGCUCUGGGGAGAUUGGCUGAAUUGGUCCCAUCAAUAUGUGUGGUAUUCGUCAUGAGAUCUUCUCCACGACCACUUUUGCUGCAAGUUGCCGGAAUUCCCCAUAUUUAUCAUCCCCCAUAUUCGCGGAACGAGGCCAUUUCGAUACUUGCGGCCUCCCAGCUACCUAAAUUACCCGGAUUACCUACAGAUACCGCAAUGAGAAUAUAUCCACCUUUCAUAUCAACUGUCUAUGACUCUCUCAUUGGACCAACCGCCAGUACCAUUCCAAUUUUCCAAUCUGCGUGCGAGAAACUCUGGCCGCGGUUUGUUUCUCCAAUAACCAACAACGAAAAGCCUCCGGGAUUGAACCCCAGUGCUCAGUGGGACUUUUCUCGACUCCUUGUUAGAAAUAGGGCUUUAUUCCAACACCAGGGUGAAGAGGUGCUGGUCCAUCGCAUCACUACGAAUGAAACACUUAUUUUGGCAAACAACGCAACAACUGUUGCUUCGUCUGUCCCCCUCUCAUCAUCUCCAUUUCCCUCGCUCCCCUACCUCCCAACUUUAGUCCUCACCUCAGCUUUCCUGGCAGCCCACAUCCCGCCCCGGCUCGACACGAUCUUCUUCUCGAAAUUCUCCUCGUCCUCUCUUUCCGCCCGCAACAAGCGUGCCCACCAUCGCAGACGCCUAAAAGUUCUCUCCCAAGCACAAGCCCAAGAGCAAGACCUAGACACCGCAGAAGCCGCAGCAGCUACGCCGUCAAAAUCCCCGGGCGCCAGAAGACGUAAAUCAAAACAUACAAAGAUCACAAAAUCAGCCCUCUCCUCCGCGCUAGCAUCAUCAUCCUCAUCCGGCAAUACUGGCGCAGGUUUCAUAAACCCGCGACCGUUCCCCCUCGAACGCCUCCUCGCCAUCUACCGCGCCAUCGACCCAAACCCACCCGCCGCACCGACUGCGAGCAAACCCAUCGCUGACACGAUAUAUCCAGAGCUAGCCACGCUGCAGCGGUUACGCCUCCUUGUACCUGCCUCGUCGGCAGCGGGCGUAGACGGCGCAGAGAAGUGGUGUCUUAAUGCGAGCGUGGCGGUUAGUUCUAACUCUACGGGCCCGAGCGAGUGGAUUGCGGACAUGGCGAGGGAGAUUGGGGUUGAGGUUGGAGAGUAUUUGGCUGGAGGGCUAGAUUGAAUAGGGAGGGGAGUAGUAGAGGGGGGUAUGAAUUGAAUUCCAUUUUGGGUGAUAUAUAAUUUGGGGGCGUUUAUUGGGACCAUGCCAUACAUACAUGGACGGCAGGAUUAGGUGCAUUUGCGUCAAAAGGUAGUCGUUCUUACUUUUCUUCCCACCUCUAUACCUCAGUAUUCUAUUGAACAACUUGCCAACAUAUUUAUACAAUAUAUACAAAUAGACAGGAUAUUCCGAUAUGUUUUAUUAUACCCAUGAAGCUCCAAGUUCCGCGGCUAGGGAAGUACUUUACGAUCAUCCAAAUUCCUCACACAGCUCUUCAACAUCCUCUACUUUCAUCAUGGAUGAAAUUGAAUUGCAUUACAUUAGUUAUUCACUGUUUUCUGUCCUACAAAAGCCCAGAUACCUCCGUUUCCCUUCCCUGGAUGUUUAAUGCAUUUCACUUGGUAGCCUCCCCCGCCCUCUCCUCCUGUCCCCUUCACUCCCUAACAACCACUCCGUCGUAUCCAUUUGCUUAUGGGCACCGCUUGCAAGCAGGCUAUUGUUAAAUCUCAUAUAAGUUUCCUGCAUUUAUGAUGAAAUGAAAAUACUCCAGGAUGGCUCAAUUCUUACAGUAUUAAAUUUAACGGUAGCAAGACAGGCAAGGUCCAAUAAUGGGAUAUCUAUUGUCGCGCAAAAAGAUUUUUUAGCUCUACGAUCCUCAUGUCCACAAAAAUGCGGGACGCUGAAAUCUGUCAGGGGAAGGAAAAUAAACGAAAGACGAAAAAAAAAAAAAGAAAAAAAAGAAAAAAAACAUACUGAGGUCCGCCAUUGGCGGCAGCUAGAGCGCUUAUAACAUUGUAGCGGGCUAGCGAUUUAAUGCAUGCUGUAACUACAGGCGGUUCCACAUCCUAUAGUUACUGUAGAUGAUUGGUCAAAAAUGUGGCUUCCAUGGCUCUCUCUACUUAAUCCGACUUACAAACCCAAUUACACCCCGCAACGACUGCAGAGUCCUUGAUCCUGUCGAUAUGGGCUCUCAAUGGUUUGUUUGGCAGGUUUUGUUUUAACUGGUUCAAGACAGAAUAUAUGUCGUCUCGAAAGCAGGAAUCGACAGCUCUCUUUAUAUUAUAACUACCCUUCGGACGCACCAUGUCAUGAACCAGGAAAGGCGGCAAAAACAGGCAUGUCAAUGAAGAGAUAGCGCAAGUGAGCUUUCUUCCCUCCCCACCCUCUGUAGAAGUUUUGAUUCCAUAAAAAGAAAUAUCGUACGUCUAGACGACGAUGCCCCCCGCAACGUUGCCAAUGUCACUGAGUUGCGUUCUACACUUUGAUGCGGCAGACGCAGUCUUGGGAUCGACAAUAUGACGAUAGGCGCAAGAUCUUGCUCGUAACCCCAGCUUUUAGCUCUAUGGCCAGAAAACACCCGCUCUAAGUUUCCCCGCAACAUCUGUACUUCGCCCCUAAGCUUUUCCUUGGGCGAUGAUUCGUUGGCUCCAUCAUGGACCGGCUGGUGUGGAUACCAGAAUCAUUUUUCGGCCAGACCGUUGUUUUGUCUCCUGUUUGGCCUGCCUGCUAUCGCCAGCGAUAAAAGAGAUGUAGGCCCAAUUGGUAAUGCGACAAAUGACACAAGUUCAAGAGCAAUUGCAGUCCAGGAUCUUUGGAGGAGUACAAAGGUCUUCUUAGAAGGUCCACAUCUGGAAAUGGAUGCAUAAACUCUUGCAUUAAAGCCCUUUAGUUCAUGAAACCUGUCAGCAAACUGGGCAAUCAAUCAAUUCCCACCAGGCUGGGGGGGUGGCAGUGCUGGAUAGAUCUUUGGUGAAGUGGCAAGAGCUCUCUCUCUCUCUCUUUCUCUCUCUCUCUUUUUUGAGAAAUAUCAAACCCGGAAGUGACAAGCCGUCACGCCUCGUUGUCUUGCGUUCAUGGAAAUCUGUCAAAGGAGCAGAUCAGCCAAAUAUUGCUAGUACCCGUCGAGAGGUGAGCUAGAGCUAUAUUCCUCAUCAUUGUGCAUUGAAAAUGCGGCACGGGGCUUACCCAUUCAUAUCUCCUCUAUCUCAAACAAACAAAAGUGAGUAGUUCUUCGUCCGCUUCCAGUCAACAUCAUCAGGCGCCAGGGUAGCCCAGCAGUUUGGCGAAGCUCGUCACAGUCAAGAUCAGAUCCACCAGUAGUUUCUGCAGUAGGCUAAUCGGCGCGACCAAGACCAGCUUAGGCAUGUCGCAUGUCAAGGAUAGGGCUUGGUUAGAGAGAAUUAGUCGCCUGCAACGGGGUUCGUUCGCCUGGUGGGUAUCCAAGCCCCCGGCGGGCUCCUCUGGCCGCGCGGGGAGUUAGGCUUAUAUCAUAAACGAACGGAAUCUGUGGCGGAGCUAUUGUGGCGGACGUAACUAUUGCUUGCGAAAACAGAAUUUU
Molecule: messenger RNA, 4471 nt
Organism: Blastomyces dermatitidis ER-3
Lineage: Eukaryota; Fungi; Ascomycota; Eurotiomycetes; Onygenales; Ajellomycetaceae
Product: origin recognition complex subunit Orc5
Exons: 3
Coding region: 364-2094 (576 amino acids)
Biological process (GO): DNA replication initiation; DNA replication
Cellular component (GO): nuclear origin of replication recognition complex; nucleus
Molecular function (GO): DNA replication origin binding
Source: RefSeq, a predicted model, not a curated record